CUCAGCCCCAGCGAGCAUUUUAGACUGGAUUUACAAAAAGUGAAUGAGCGAAACAACCUACUCGAUCUCGUACUAAUUAAGUCGCUAGACCGGGAGACGAUGUCUGAGCACCGUUUGCUGCUGACGGCGAUUGAUGGGGGCAGACCGUCGCUAUCGGGCACAAUGGAGCUGGUGAUCUCGGUGCUGGAUGUGAACGACAACCCGCCAGUUUUCAACCAAUCGGUCUAUAAAGUGCAGCUAGCAGAAGGAGUUGCAACGGGAACACUAGUUGUGAGCGUGAGUGCCAUGGAUCCAGACGAGGGAAUUAACAGCGAAAUUACCUACACAGCUACCCAUUUCCUUCCACUCCACGGAAAGGAUCUUAUUGACGUGAAUCCGAACACGGGGGAGAUCACACUGACGGCCGCUCUGGACUUUGAAGAGGUCAGCGUAUUCGAUUUCCGCAUAGAGGCGAGAGAUAAGGGAACUCCUCCGUUAUCUGGUCACUGUAGUGUGGAGUUGGAGGUGCUGGACGUGAACGACAACGCGCCGGAGGUGUGGGUGACGUCGCUGUCGGUGCCGGUGGCCGAGGACGCGCCGCUGGGGACGGUGGUGGCGCUGCUGAGCGUGUCGGACCGUGACUCGGGGUCGAACGGGCGCGUGCGGUGCGCGGUGUGGCCGUCGUCGCCGUUCGGUCUGGUGUCGACGUUCGAGGGCUCGUACUCGCUGGUGCUGCGUGAGGCGCUGGACCGGGAGCGUGUGUCGGAGUACGAGGUGGAGGUGCGUGCGGAGGACGGCGGGACGCCGCCGCUGCGCGCCCGGCGCGCCCUGCGGGUGCCGGUGUCAGACGUGAACGACAACGCGCCGGCGUUCGCGCAGGCCGUGUACACGGUGCUGGCGCGGGAGAACAACGCGGCGGGCGCGGAGCUGGCGCGCGUGUGGGCGCGGGACCCGGACGAGGCGGGCAACGGGCGCGUGAGCUACUCGUUGUGGGAGGGCGCGUCGGCGUCGGGGUCGCGCUCGGCGUCGAGCUACGUGUCGGUGGACGCGGAGAGCGGGCGUGUGUGGGCGCUGCAGCCCUUGGACUACGAGGAGCUGCAGGUGCUGCAGUUCGAGGUGCGCGCGGUGGACGCGGGGGAGCCGUCGCUGAGCGGCAACGCCACGGUGCAGCUCUUCGUGGUGGACGAGAACGACAACGCUCCGUCGCUGCUGCCGCCUGCGGGGGGCGGCGCGGGCCCCUGGGCUGGCGGCGCGGGAGAGUCGUCGUCAUCUUCGUCGGGGUGGUCGUUGUGGGCGUGGGCGUCGUGGGGUUCUCCUGCGGGGCAGGUGGUGGCGAAGAUCCGUGCGGUGGACGCGGACUCGGGCUACAACGCGUGGCUGCGCUACGAGCUGCAGGAGGCGCGGGGCAAGGGCGCGUUCCGCGUGGGUCUGUACAGCGGCGAGGUGAGCACGGCGCGGGCGCUGGAGGAGGCGGACGGGCCGCGGCAGACGCUGCUCAUCGUGGUGCGGGACCACGGCGAGCCGGCGCGCGGAUCGGUGCUGCGAGGCCCGAUAUCGGGCAUCGAUGGCGGCGCGUCCCCGUCGGCGACGACGAACGUGUGGCUGGUGGUGGCCAUCUGCGCGGUGUCGAGCGUGUUUCUGCUGGCCGUGGUGCUGUACGCGGCGUCGCGGUGGUCGCCGCGGGCGUCCGUGCUGUCGGGGCCCGGUCCGACGACGCUGGUGUGCGCCAGCGAAGUGGGGAGCUGGUCGUACUCGCAGCGCCAGAGCCGGAGCGUGUGCGUGGCGGAGGGCGCGGGCAAGAGCGACCUCAUGGUUUUCAGCCCCAACUUCCCGCCGCCCGCGGGCUCCGCGCUAAAGGAGACGCCGCAGGAUCCCCCCACUCUCCUGGACACG
Tinamus guttatus (white-throated tinamou) is the source of this 1872-nucleotide messenger RNA. Lineage: Eukaryota; Metazoa; Chordata; Aves; Tinamiformes; Tinamidae. The record is from RefSeq and is a predicted model, not a curated record.